GGCGUUAUUGCCAACAGAAUAAUGGAAAGCAGUACAAUUCAUACAGCACCGAAUACCUCUGAAGAGAGUUUAAAGAUUGCUGGUUCUGCUUCUUCUUUAUUUCACGAUUCUAUACAGAGUCCCUUUGAUUCUUUAUUUUCACCCGCAAAUGAUUCCAACCCUACAGCUGAUUUAAAUAUAACGGAAUCACAUCUCACAACUCAAACCAACGAAACAGAAAGCUCUUACUUUGACAACUCUAAAGCAAAUGAGCCUGAAACUGCUACAACACAAGUGUUAACAGAUUACUCAGGUAACACAACAGUAUGA
This is a messenger RNA of Racocetra persica, 309 nucleotides long. Lineage: Eukaryota; Fungi; Glomeromycota; Glomeromycetes; Diversisporales; Gigasporaceae. The record is from the annotation of a GenBank genome assembly.